UAGAACGCGCUGCUGCAGAGUGUGAGAUCACAGCAGGCUUCGCCCACGUUCCUGUACCUCGCCGGCCAACACUCUCCCUCCACCCAUCGCCCCUCAACGCUCUCCAUGGGGUGGGCCAAUUGCCACUAGCAUGGAUCCCAGCCCCAUCCUGGAGGAGUUCCUCAUCAAACGCUCUCAGCAGAAGCGACGCACCUCUCCUUCCAACUACAAAGAGCGGUACUUCAUCCUCACCACCUCCCGCCUCGCCUACUAUGAGUGUCGCCCUGGGAAGAAGUACGUGCUGAAGGGAUCGAUCGAGGUGUCGAGGAUCAAGUGCGUGGAGAUCGUGCUGACUGACAUGAGUCUGCCGUGUAACUACAAAUAUCCCUUCCAGGUUUUUCAUGAGAAUUAUUAUCUGUACGUGUUUGCCCCGAACAAAGAGAGUCGACAUAAGUGGGUGACAGCGCUGAAGGAAGAGUCCAAGAACAACAACAUCCUGACCAACAAGUUUCACCCCAACUUCUGGGCCGAUGGCCACUGGCUCUGCUGUGCUCAGCUCGACAAGCUGGCCAUGGGCUGCCAGUUCUACGACCCCAACCGUGACUCUAAGAAACCGCUUCCACCCACUCCGGUACAGAACAAGCCGAAGCCCCUCCCCCCAGAGCCGGCAGAGCUGGAACCUGUGGUGGUGGCGCUGUACGACUUCCAGGGUCAGACCGCGCGCGACCUGUCGUUGGUCAGGAACGAGGAGUACGUCAUCGUCGGCAAGGUCGACGCCAACUGGUGGCAGGCACGGGACAGGCACGGACUGACGGGCUACGUUCCCAGCAGCUACGUGGUGGAGAAGAGUGCUGACAAUCUGCAGGCCUACGAGUGGUACAACAAGAACAUCACUCGUCACAAAGCGGAGCAGCUGCUGCAGAAGGAGGAUAGACAAGGAGCGUUCAUGGUGCGGGACUCCAGGCAGGCCGGUACCUACACCGUCUCCGUCUUCGCCAAAGCCAGCAGUGAGUAUGGAGCCAUGGUCAAACAUUACCACAUCAGGGAAUUCAUGGACCUCCACAAACGCUACUACCUGGCAGAGAAACACAUCUUCGACUCCAUUCCAGAGCUCAUCACCUACCACCAACACAACGCAGCUGGUCUGGUCACUCGUCUGAGAUACCCUGUGUGUUCCUGGAGAGAGACGGCCCCUACAACAGCAGGAUUUAGUUAUGGGGCGUGGGAAAUCGCAGCUACAGCCCUGACCUUCCAGGAGGAGGUUGGCAGUGGCCAGUUUGGAGUUGUCCACAUGGGGUACUGGAACAACACGUACAAGGUGGCCAUCAAGAUGAUUCGGGAGGGAGCCAUGUCUGAGGAGGACUUCAUCGAGGAGGCACAGGUCAUGAUGAAGCUGUCCCAUGAGAAGCUGGUGCAACUGUACGGGGUCUGCACCCAGGGCAGCCCCAUCUACCUGGUCUUCGAGUUCAUGGAGUUCGGCUGCCUCUCCGAGUACCUGCAGGCAAAGCGGGCAUCCUUCACCCACCACGCCCUGCUCACCAUGUGCUGGGACGUAUGUGAGGGCAUGCGCUACCUGGAGAGCAACAACUUCAUCCACAGGGACCUGGCAGCCCGCAACUGUCUGAUCGGAGACUCGCUCAUCAUCAAAGUGUCCGACUUUGGAAUGACCAGGUUUGUCCUCGAUGACCAGUACACCAGUUCCUCUGGGUCCAAGUUUCCCGUCAAGUGGUCGGCUCCCGAGGUUUUCCGAUAUUCCAAGUUCAGCAGCAAGUCCGAUGUCUGGUCCUUUGGAGUGCUGAUGUGGGAGGUGUUCUCUGAGGGCAGGAUGCCCUAUGAUGAUUGCAGUAACACGGAGGUCGUGGAAGAGAUCGAGGCCGGCUUCCGGCUUCAGAAACCAAAGCUGGCCUCCAGUCCGGUCUAUCGGCUGAUGGGUCGCUGCUGGCUGGAGAGACCCGAGGACAGGCCUCCGUUUUAUGAUCUGCUGAAUGAUAUCAGCGAGCUUUCUGAGUGCGAGGAACCCUGAGCAGAGUGUGGGACCGCUGUGCUUUCACAUGGAGCGACGCACUCUACACACACGAACACUCCCAAUACUGGGCAACCUUCUUAAAUAUUUAUUUAUUACAUUACUGACAUGAUUUUGUUCUCCUGGGGAACUGGAAUCCUCCGGAGAAGUUGGGCACGUCCUGUGGAAUCUUCAUUGGUGUGGCUGGGUGUAGAUGAAGGAGGAAUCCUGCCUACUACCAACCCACAGGCACAGAAACUCACACCCCUCAACAUGUAUGAUGAGCGUUUGACGGCACUGGGCCUGUACUCGCUGGAGUUCAGAAAGAUGAGGGGGGACCUCAUUGAAACUUACCGAAUAGAGAAAGGCCUGGAUUGAGUGGAUGGGGAGAGGAUGUUUCCACUAGCAGGAAAGUCUAGAACCAAAGGGUACAGCCACAGAAUAAAACCAUGUACCUAUAGAAAGGAGAUGAGGAGGAAUGUAUUUAGCCAGAGGGUGGUGAAUCUGUGGAAUAUAUUGCCAUAGAAGGUUGUGGAGGCCAAGUCAUUGGGUAUUUUUAAGGUGGAGAUGGACAGAUUCUUGAUUAGAAUGGGUGUCAGGGGUUAUGGGGAGAAGGCAGGAAAAUGGGGUUGAGGGGGAUAGAUUAGCCAUGGUCAAAUGGUGGAGCAGACUUGAUGGGCCGAAUGGCCUAAUUCUGCUCCUGUCUUAUGACCUUAUGAACUCAAGGGAACCCCCACCCCUUCACCCUCCCCUUCACCCCCACCCUCUCCCACUCCCCUCCACACUCACCACCCUCAGGAUCAGCUACACAUCCCGAGGUUCCCUGGGACAAUGGGGCCCUGGGUGUCGGUGAGAUGGAACUUGAAACCACCCCUCACCCCUCUUCCUGUCCAUGGAAUCACUCCCUUUCUCUCCCCCUCCCUCCUCUCACCCCACUAUCAUCCAAUCACCCAGUACAGUGGCAGAGCUGCUGCCUUGCAGUGCCAGAGACACCGGGUUGAAAUUGACCCCGGAUGCUGUUUGUGUGGAGUUUGCAUGUUCUCUCUGUGACCAUGUGUGUUUUCUCUGAGUACUCCAGUUUCAUCCCACAUCCCAAAGACUAAUUGGUCGAUUAAUUGGCUUCUGUAAAUUCCCAUUGGUGUGUAGGGAGUGGAUGAGAAAGUGGGAUAACAUGGAGCUAGUGUGAACAGGUGAUCAAUGGUCGGCAUGGACUGGGUGGGCUGAAGGGCCUGUUUCUACACUGUAUCUUUAAACUAAACUAAAUGAAUAAGCACUCAGGACUAUGCUGCUGUGAACAUUCACUCUUAUUGUACAAUGUAAAUAAAAUAAACAAGCUCUCGGAGGUGAAGUGUUAACACGCCGUGUGAACAGAGAAGCUCCUGAUACUGAACUAUUCUCCUGUGAAUUAGUGGGUAUAAUGUAUUAUUGUCACGUGUCCCCACAUAUGGUGAAGAGCUUUGUCUGUGUGUUGUCCAGUUAAAUCAUACCACACAUGAGAACAAUACAACCCACACACAAUACAACAGGUAGUGCAAAAGGGAAAAGACCAGAAUGAAGAAUAUAGUGUUACAGCGUUAUGGUGUUACAGUUACAGUGAAAAUGUCCUAGGUUUGCCAUGAUGUAGGUGGGAGAUGGGAACAAUACCCUCGCUUGUGGAAAGACCGUUCAGACACCUGAUAACGGAGGGGAAGAAGCUGUUCCUGAGUCUGGUGGUGCAUGCACUUUCAAGCUUCUGUACCUUCUGCCGGACGGGAUCGGGGAGAAGAAGGAAUGACUGGGUUGGGUCUGGGACAAGUCUUUGAUUACAGUAUGUUGGCUGCUUUCUCGAGGCAGGGUGAAGUGCAGAUGGACUGGGUUACAUCCACAACUCUGCGAUUUCACACAGACGUGGGUAGAGCAGACUAUCUUGGGCAAAUGCAGACCUCGCUAAUCUGCAGCGGCUAAUUCUGAUGUUUAAAUCUGGAUUAUAUUUUUAAUUUCCAUCCUAUUUUAACACGACAUUUCAGAUUUUAAUGCAGAGGGUGUGCGGAACUGUGAACAGGUUUCCCUGCCCAUCAAUGCAGUUAACUUGAGUGAGUGGGUUUUAGCUAUCGCUGGGGCGAGGACAGGACAGGUUUGGGCAAAGCUGACCCGACUCAGUGACGUCACCGACACUAAGCUGAUCGGCAGUAAAUCCCAGCCUUGCUCCACAAAGUGACCUGCCGUUCAAGGUCACACCAACCAACCCCUGAGGAAGGGUCCCGACCCAAAACAUCACCUAUUCCAUUUCUCCAGAGAUGCUGCACACCCUCUGUUACUCCAGCACUUUGUGUCCUCUUUUGGUAAACCAGCAUCUGCAGUUCCUUGUGUCUCCACCUAUCACUCGCCAAGCUUUGUCCCACUCCUACCCGUCUUCCAGCUUUCACCCCACCCCUCAAUAAAAUCACAUUGAAGGAGGCUCCUGACCCAAAAUGUUACCUAUUCAAUUUUUCCAAGGAUGCUGCCUGACCCUCUGAGUUACUCCAGCACUUUGUGUCUAUCUUUGGUAUAAACUAGAAUCUGCAGUUCUUUGUUUCUCCAUUCUCCCUUCAAUUGACUCCAUCUACACCACGCUGCCACGAGCA
Leucoraja erinaceus (little skate) is the source of this 4584-nucleotide messenger RNA. RefSeq names its product tyrosine-protein kinase ITK/TSK-like. Gene Ontology annotation, molecular function: protein binding; non-membrane spanning protein tyrosine kinase activity; ATP binding. Lineage: Eukaryota; Metazoa; Chordata; Chondrichthyes; Rajiformes; Rajidae. The record is from RefSeq and is a predicted model, not a curated record. The coding region runs from base 131 to 2002 and encodes 623 amino acids. The transcript has 17 exons. Gene Ontology annotation, biological process: intracellular signal transduction; adaptive immune response; T cell receptor signaling pathway.